Ochotona curzoniae (black-lipped pika) is the source of this 1344-nucleotide messenger RNA. It is a transcript of the gene TEKT4, whose product is annotated as tektin 4. NCBI's taxonomy places the organism in Eukaryota, Metazoa, Chordata, Mammalia, Lagomorpha, Ochotonidae. Gene Ontology annotation, cellular component: nucleus; sperm flagellum; microtubule cytoskeleton. Gene Ontology annotation, biological process: cilium assembly; cilium movement involved in cell motility. The coding region runs from base 1 to 1344 and encodes 447 amino acids. The transcript has 6 exons. The record is from RefSeq and is a predicted model, not a curated record.
AUGGCGCAGACGGAGGUGCUGCUGACCAAGCAGCCGGCGCCCCAGACGGUGCCGGCCUGCGAGCUGCCCCGCAAGGAGUAUGAGGUGGCACGCAACACGGGCGCCUACUCGUCCUCGGGGCUGGCCACGGCCGGCUUCCGCACGGCCAAGUACCUGGUGGACGAGUGGUUUCAGGCCGGCUACGCGCGCUACCACCAGGCCUUCUCGGACCGCGACCGCUCGGAGCGGCAGCGACAGGAAAGCGGGCAGCUGGCGGCCGAGACCGAGGCGCUGGCGCAGCGCACGCAGCAGGACUCCACGCGCAGGGUGGGCCAGAGGCUGCAGGACGCCCACGGCUGGAUGUCCGAGCUGCAGCGCGAGGUGACCGAGCUGCUGGCCGAGACCGACCUGCUGCUGGCUCAGAAGCAGCGGCUGGAGCGCGCCCUGGACGCCACGGCCCUGCCCUUCUCCAUCACCACCGACAACCUGCAGAGCCGCGAGCGCCGCCAGGCCCCCGACCUGGUGCGGGACCGCGUGGAGGUGGAGCUGCUGAAGGAGGCCGAGCUCAUCCGGAACGUCCAGGAGCUGCUGAAGAGAACCAUCAUGCAGGCUGUCAACCAGAUCCGGCUGAAUCGUGAGCACAAGGAGACUUGUGAGAUGGACUGGUCAGACAAGGCGCAGGCCUACAACAUCGACGAGACCUGUUCCCGCUACCACAGCCAGAGCACCGAGGCGCACUUCCACCCGCACUCCACCGCCUUCGAGGAGAGCGCCUCCACGCCGGAGUCCUGGGCCAGGUUCACCCAGGACAACCUGCUCCGGGCAGAGCGGGAGCGCCUGGCCUCGGCCGACCUGCGUGUGCUUGUGGACUGCAUCCUGAGGGACGUGUCGGAGGACCUGCGGCUGCAGUGCGACGCCGUGGCCCUGGCCUUUGGGCAGCGCUGCGAGGAGCUGGAGGAUGCCCGCCACAAGCUGCAGGACCACCUGCAGAAGACGCUGCGGGAGAUCUCAACCCAGGAGCACAACGUCGGGGCGCUGCGACAGGCCAUCAAGGACAAGGAGGCGCCGCUGCGCGUGGCCCAGACGCGGCUGUACCAGCGCUCGCACCGGCCCGGGGUGGAGCUGUGCCGGGACACUGCCCAGCUCAGGCUGGUGAGCGAGGUCGGUGAGCUGAACCAGUCGCUGGCAGCGCUGCGGGAGAAGCUGCUGGAGGCGGAGCAGGUGCUGCACAACCUGGAGGACACACGGCUGGACCUGGAGAAGGACAUUGCAGUCAAGACCCACAGCCUCUGCAUCGACCGCCACAAGUGCUUGACCCUGCGGGCCCGCUACCCCACUGUGUCCCAGCUGGCCGGCUACCAGUAA